Armigeres subalbatus is the source of this 1404-nucleotide messenger RNA. RefSeq lists its product as uncharacterized. The record is from RefSeq and is a predicted model, not a curated record. The transcript has 4 exons. Bases 1 to 1404 code for a protein of 467 amino acids. Lineage: Eukaryota; Metazoa; Arthropoda; Insecta; Diptera; Culicidae.
AUGACGCUGCUUGAAACGGUUGUCCUCAAUAUCGUUGACGACCACGGCAUCUCGCACAAGGCUCGUGCUCUCCUCGAUUCGGCUUCGAUGUCGAAUUUCAUUUCGAAACCGUUGGCGAAGAUCCUCUUCAGCCGCCGGUCUACAGUGGACUUUUUGGUACUGAAGCAGCCAUCGUCGGAGCUAUCAACUACGCCGAUCGAUAUUUCAGCGUGGAAAAUUCCAAGCGUCGAGCUAGCAGAUCCACAUUUCAAUGUUCCCAGAAACGUAGGCCUCGUCAUCGGUAGCGACACGUACUGGGAACUCCACACGGGACGGAAAAUUUAUCUGGGUGAAGGUAUUCCGUGGGUAUUCGAAACUCUCUUUGGUUGGGCGGUCACUGGUUCCGCAUCGCGCUCGGCUACCUGCAUUCCACGGUUCUGCUACCUCUCCACUGCUGACGAUCGACUGGAAGCCGCUCUACGCAAGUUCUGGGACAUGGAAACAAUUCCAUCGACUCCAGUUCGAUCUACCGAAGAAAGCAUAUGCGAAGAACACUAUGCUGCUACUACGAUGCGCAAUUCCGCAGGGCGGUACAUUGUACGUCUUCCGAGAACUGAAGAUUCCGAAAAGGUUCUCGGAGAAUCAAGGUCGAUUGCCGAUCGUCGCUUCUUGGGCUUGGAACGGCGAUUAGAUAGAAAUCCUGCUACCAAGGAAUCAUACCAUCGAUUCAUGGAGGAGUAUCUACAGCUUGGUCACAUGCAGGAAGUACCAGAGUCUGUAGAUGAUCGAAUUGAACACUCCUACAUCCCCCACCACGUCGUCUUCAAUGAAUCCAGCACUACCACGAAGGUCAGGGUAGUUUUCGACGCGUCAUGCAAGACCUCGUCCGGUUAUUCUUUGAACGACACGCUCCUUGUUGGACCAGUCGUCCAGCAAGACCUCUACUCCAUCUAUACGAGAUUCCGGACAAAACGCAUUGCCAUAGUAGCAGACGUCGAGAAGAUAUGUCCAUCCGAUCCGAUCGUUACGUUCGAACUACAGACCGUGACAUACGGUACGGCUAGCGCACCGUACCUUGCAACGAAGACACUCCAGCAGAUUGCCAUCAACCAGGCGGAGUUCUAUCCUGCUGCUGUCGACCCACGAAACAAAAACAAUCUAGCGGAAGCGGGAGCGCCGGUAUGUAAAAAUGCAAAUAUACUGGACGCAAAAUUUUGUCCGCUAUCGCCGGCGGCCGGAUCAACUAGCAAUACUAUUGCCAGUGAAUUGAAAGAAACCUCAAAUCAACAUUGCUACAUGGAUGUCGAGUUCGUCGAAGAUGAGAUUGCGGAUUCAGACACAUUGCGUAUUCUUAAAGAAAUGGAGUCGUAUGGAAUCACUCAUAACCGAUGUGUUCCGAAUGCAGAUUCGAGUUAUCCCUGGUAA